Oncorhynchus tshawytscha (Chinook salmon) is the source of this 1265-nucleotide messenger RNA. RefSeq names its product retinol dehydrogenase 10-B. The annotation marks the transcript as partial. NCBI's taxonomy places the organism in Eukaryota, Metazoa, Chordata, Actinopteri, Salmoniformes, Salmonidae. The record is from RefSeq and is a predicted model, not a curated record. Gene Ontology annotation, molecular function: oxidoreductase activity, acting on the CH-OH group of donors, NAD or NADP as acceptor. The transcript has 4 exons. Gene Ontology annotation, cellular component: lipid droplet.
GCUGAGCUUGUCCUCAUCACAGGGUCAGGGGGCGCCUUGGGAUGUCUCUUUGCCCUGGAGUUCACCAAACACGGGGCAGAGGUGGUGCUAUGGGACGUCGACGCUAACGACAAUGAGGAGACUGUCAGGUUAGUGAGGGAGGCGGGGGGCUAGGCGCAGCCCUACAGGGUGGACGUGACCAACCGGGUGGAGGUGUACCGCACGGCGGACGAGGUGUGGACGGACCUGGGCCGUAAUGUCACCAUGCUGGUGAACAACGCCGGGGUGGUUGCCAGAGAACGGCUGAUGGACUGUCAGGAUUAGCUGGUGGAGAGGACUAUGAAGGUCAACUGUCACGCCCUCUUCUGGAUGACAAAGGCCUUCAUUCCCCAGAUGAAAGAGCAGAACCAUGGACACAUCAUCACUGUCGCAAGCGUCCCGGGUCUCUUCAGCACUACCUGUGUGGAGGAUUAUUGCGCCAGUAAGUUUGCGGCGGUGAGCUUCCACGAGUCCCUGGCCCACAAGUUGCUGACUGAGGAAUUUGAUGGAGUCAAGACCACUCUUGUGUGUCCCCAUAUUGUAGACACGGGGCAUCUCUCUGCUGCAUCCCUCAGGGAUGAGGUAGUACUGUUCCUGGCACCGCUGGAGCCUGAGUACUGUGUGGAGCAGGCCAUGAACGCCAUCCUGAUCGACCAGCCCCUGCAUCCCACGCCUCACCUACCUGCCCGUCAUCUCCCGAGUGUGAGUACACAUAUUGAUUGAAUAAACUUUAUUGAUCACCCACUCACUUCGACAGCUCCUUGGAGCGGUGCAGUGUCUCGACAUCUGUCUCUCCACAACCUCUUCUGGGCCAGGUCGUAAUUCAGUUGGUCGGACCAUUGAUUGAUCCCCAGAGCCGAAAGCUGAUUUUUCACCAGCAGCACGCUCAGGUGCUCUGAUGAAGGCAUAACUGCCGAAACGCGUUAGCCUGCCAGCCCCAAAAUACAAAGCUGAAAUGAGGUGACGUGUUUUUCUUUUUGGAUUUUGGAGUGCCACCAUUUCAGUGUUUUUUAAUUUGAGAUUUCAUUUGAAGUUAUUGUCAUAUAUGGCAGAGCACCCAGCUAAUAAAGCGAGAGUGCGCUCAUGUUACCAACUUCACGUCAAACGUAGUGUGGCAUGAUACUGCACACUUCCUCUUCCUGCCCUGUUGCCAUGGUGACCUAUCGGUUCAUGGGGUCAGACAAAUGCAUGUACCCCUUCAUUAAGAGCAAGAAGAACAAGAUGACCAAUGGAGGACCUACCCUGAU